GCCAGCGAGCCAGCCCAGCGCCUUCUCCUAUCCCGACGGCCAGGAGCAGGGGCGACGCCCACCCCUCCACCCUGGGGGUGCCCGUCGGGGCUAGAGACCGUGCUCCUGCCCUUCGCCGCCCGUCUGGGUCGCCUGAUGCCCUGGGGGCUGCUACCCCGAUGCCCGGGGCUUGGGCUGCCCCCGAGGACAACUGCAGCCUCUUCCCCUUUUUCUCGGAGUUCAAGGGCGCCGACCGCGUGGCCCUGACCGCCCUGGAGACGGCCGUGCUGGCGCUGAUCUUCCUGCUGGCCCUGGCCGCCAACGCGUGGGGCAUCGCGCUCCUGGCGCGCCGCAAGAGCCGUCUGCGCGCCUCGGGCUGCCUGGUGCUCAACCUGUUUUGCGCCGACGUGCUCUUCAUCAGCGCCAUCCCGCUCAUCCUGGUGGUGCGCUGGACCGAGAGCUGGACGCUGGGCGAGGCCGCCUGCCACCUGCUCUUCUACCUGAUGAGCCUCAGCGGCAGCGUCACCAUCCUCUCGCUGGCCGCCGUCAGCCUGGAGCGCCUGGUCAGCAUCGUGCGCCUCCGGCCCCUGAGACCCUGCCGGGCCCGGGUGGUGGCCGCCGUCCUGCUGCUCAUCUGGGCCUUCUCGGCUCUGGCCACCCUGCCGCUUUGCCUCUUCUUCACCGUCGUGCCCCGACGCACCAGGGACCAGGAAGCAUUCGUUUGCACACUGAUGUGGCCGAGCAUUGCAGGAGAAAUUGCUUGGGAUAUCUCUUUUGCUGUUGUUGUUUUCCUGAUUCCAGGACUCAUAAUCAUCAUCAGUUAUUCAAAGAUUUUACAGAUUACGAAAAAAUCAAGAAGACGUUUACAUGCCAGCAUGGCCUAUUCGAAGAGAAACCACAUCCAAGUUUCCCGACAAGACUUCAAACUGUUGCGGACUCUCUUUGUUCUGAUGAUCUCGUUCUUUGUCAUGUGGAGCCCAAUCAUCAUCUUCAUUCUCCUCAUUUUAGUACAGAAAUUUCAUCCCGAUUUGGCUAUUUUGCCAUCUGUUUUCUUCUGGAUCAUGGCCUUCACAUUUGCCAAUUCUGUGGUUAAUCCUGUUUUAUAUAACGCAGUUCACUUCAGACACGAAUGGAGACGAGUCUUUUUCUGUUGUCUAGGUCAAUCUGGAAGAAACGAGACUACACCAGACACAACCUCUAGGCACAAUAACAAUGGACCUCUUACCCUGUCUGUUAUUUCCAGAUAGCUGUGUGUUGUUUCUGAUUAGGGUUAUCUCACCAGCCUUUGAGUGGUGCGGACUGAAAUAAGCAGUCAGGAAAUACAAAAAGGUUCAAAAGAUCAUGUUUCAUGGUCCUGGUACAGAAUGUAAUGGUUUUGGGAAGUCUGUUAGGAUGACUCAGAAAAUGAUCUUGUGUGUAGCACUCUUGUCUCGGUGAGGUCCAAGAAGUGCCGCAGCUGAUGAAGAUCAACAGAACUUAAAAACAGUUUCAUUAAGAGCAGAACUGAGGUUGAAAUUUUACACAGACUUCAGGUCAGGGGGAAACCCUCUUGCCUGCAAGUCAUAGAGCUGCUUUUUAAAAUACCAUAAAAAAAGAAAAGGAAUACAUGUGGAAAUGAAACAGCCUGGUGUUCACCUGCUGCAUUUAUAAAAAGAACCGAGCAAGUAAAUCUGAGCUGCUGGAAACUUUAUUGGUUGUUUGAAUAGCUCUGUACUGUUUUUAAAGUCCCAAAUAGAGCAUGCACCUUCAUUUUGUGCUCAGAUGGGGUAUAUGCCUAAUACACAGAAUGAAGUUACAUAUAGGUUUCCAUUUGCAGUGUACUCCAUUACCACUGCUGGUGGAGCAUCAGGGUCACAUCUACAGUGCCUGGUAGAUGACCAGCUCUGGAAGCACCUAUCACCAGUUGGUCAGGGGAGUAAGGGAUAAGUGCAGUGGUGGGAUUCAAAUAAUUUAACAAUUGAUUCCGGUGGCGGGAUUCAGAUAAUUUAACAAUCAGUUUAGGUGGUGGGAUUCAAAUAAUUUAACAACUGGUUGUUUACAAGCACCAUUUUAACAACUGGUUCUACCGAAGUGGUGCGAACCUGCUGAAUCCCACCACUGGAUGAGUGGGUAAGUGAUAUCCUCCUUUCCAGCUUCCUAACAAGAGUCACAUGAUCAUCAUCAGAUAGGAAAUGAGCAGGGAGUAGAGGGAGCUCUUCAAGGUAAGCAGUGAAUGUACAAACUCCUGUUGAACUCCUGUUUGGGCAGUAAUUCUUCUUAAACUCAGUGACAUUUAAUGCCAAUUAAAUCAUGCUGCAAGUUACCACAAUGGUUGACUUGGCUCAGGGAUCUAAAUACAGUUCUUUGGAUAAUGGGGGGCUUUUAAAAAGUAGAUGUUUAAUAAAAAUGUAAAGAAAAUACAAGACAUUUUGUAAUUCUAUGAGUGUGCCCAUCCCCCACACCAUAUCCCGCAAAUUAAUAGAGAUAUUGUACACCACUAA
Molecule: messenger RNA, 2459 nt
Organism: Sphaerodactylus townsendi
Lineage: Eukaryota; Metazoa; Chordata; Lepidosauria; Squamata; Sphaerodactylidae
Gene: FFAR4
Product: free fatty acid receptor 4
Exons: 3
Coding region: 159-1226 (355 amino acids)
Biological process (GO): G protein-coupled receptor signaling pathway
Cellular component (GO): membrane
Molecular function (GO): peptide binding; G protein-coupled receptor activity
Source: RefSeq, a predicted model, not a curated record